AAAAUGAAGGACUUGCUACUAAUGCUGUGCCUUUUGGGAACAUGUUUUGCAGUGCCAAUAAAACAGGUAUAUCCUCAGCAAGCCGCAGCAACUGGACUGGGGAGCUUAAGCCUUGAGACAAUGAGACAGUUGGGAAAUCUGAAUGGACUAAACCUGCUUUCUCAGUUCUCUAGAUUUGGUUUUGGGAAACAAUUUAACCCUUUAUGGAUGCACGGACUCCUUCCACCUCACUCCUCCUUCCCAUGGAUGCAGCAAAGAGAACAUGAGACUCAACAGUAUGAAUAUGCCUUGCCGGUACACCCACCUCCUCUACCCUCCCAGCAGCCCCAAAAGCCAGGACAGAAGCCUUUCCUCCAAUCCAGUCCAGCACCGGACGCUGGCCAUCACGGGGCACUUCAGCCUCCACUGCAUCAGGGACAGAUCCACAUGCAUCCAGAGGACCGAGCAAUGGGCCAGCAGCCUGGGGGGCCUUUGGGCAGGGCAGGGAGACCCGAGCUACCAGAACUGAAUUUUGCAGGUCACCUGGGUCAUUCGAUGUUUCCAAUGGGACGUUUGAUCUCUGAAGGACCAGCUCAAAAAACAGAGAAAACCCCACUUUAUCCAAGAAUGGUUUACAUGCCCUAUGGAGCAAACCAAUUGAAUGCCCCAGGAAGAUUUGGCAUGCUAAGCUCUGAAGAAAUGAUGGGAGGAAGAGGUUCCCCCAUGGGUUAUGGUGCCAUGUUUCCAGGAAUGAAAUCUGGCUUAGGGGGGAUGACCCCAAACCCAGCUAUGGGAGGAGACUUCACUCUUGAACAUGACUCGCCAACUGGCAACAACAAAACCCCUGGCGCAGCAGAGGGUGGUGCCCAAGGUUCCCCUGUGGCUGACACCAACCCAGAAAAUCUUGAGAAUCCAGAUUUCCUACCAGAAGACUUCCCCUGGGUGCAGGGAGGGAUCCUGAAUUUCCCUAAAGGGAGAGGUCCUGCUGGGCAGAUUAAGAGACCCCUCAAAGGCACUCCACCAACAUCUGAACCUGGGAUGACUCUGGGUACAGUUGAUGUUACGGAUACCUUUGGCACUGAUGUAACUACUCCCCUGGCCAACCUGGAGGAAGGUCCUUUGGAUGUUACUGUGGAACCAGAUACCCACCACACAUCAAUGCAAGGGACUGAGGUUCACCAGUCACAGAUUAUGGAAGAUGUAUGGCAUUUCCAAGAACCCUGA
Molecule: messenger RNA, 1203 nt
Organism: Antechinus flavipes (yellow-footed antechinus)
Lineage: Eukaryota; Metazoa; Chordata; Mammalia; Dasyuromorphia; Dasyuridae
Gene: AMBN
Product: ameloblastin
Exons: 10
Coding region: 4-1203 (399 amino acids)
Biological process (GO): odontogenesis of dentin-containing tooth
Molecular function (GO): structural constituent of tooth enamel
Source: RefSeq, a predicted model, not a curated record